Molecule: messenger RNA, 462 nt
Organism: Lactuca saligna
Lineage: Eukaryota; Viridiplantae; Streptophyta; Magnoliopsida; Asterales; Asteraceae
Source: the annotation of a GenBank genome assembly
AUGCUGGAGGCGCGGGAGGCAGCCAAAGCAAUCGUACUCCCGGUUCACUGUCGUUCAUGUUUCAGACCCCACCCAUUAACCGCCAGCCACGAGCCCAACCAUCACCGAGCACAUGUAGCACAGGGAGUGCCGAAAUCAUUGCGGACCUUUAGGAGCAGCUCCAGGAGUGGGAUAGGGCGUUGGAGCAGAUACGGCAGGCGAUGCGUCCCGUCUGACUAUUGCCAUCUAAGGGUGAGAACGAGGGUGGAGAUCAAUCGUUUGAUGACGAGUCACAUAGUCGUUCCGUGCCAAGGCAGGAGGUCGUUGGAGCUGUCAGAGGCCGAGGGAGUUCAUUCAAAACCUUCAUGUACUAUAAGCUGCCUACCUUUAAGGGAGGCGAGAGUACUGUGGCAUGCCUUCGUUGGAUUAGAAAGAUGGACCAAACCUUCCGAUCUGGUUAAUUUACUGAGGACCAGAAGGUGA